Necator americanus (New World hookworm) is the source of this 246-nucleotide messenger RNA. RefSeq lists its product as uncharacterized. The transcript has 2 exons. NCBI's taxonomy places the organism in Eukaryota, Metazoa, Nematoda, Chromadorea, Rhabditida, Ancylostomatidae. Bases 1 to 246 code for a protein of 81 amino acids. The record is from RefSeq and is a predicted model, not a curated record.
AUGGACUUCCUCAAGAAAAUUUUUGGUCCUAACAACUUGCCGCAAGACAGCUUUGCUCCGAACAAUAAUGCUGAGUGUAUGUCAAGAACAUGUGUGUCAAUGCACACCGGAGUUGCUGAAACACCUGGGCGUCGCCGUGUCUUUAGUACUGCUGACGGGAAGUCCCUGUAUGUGGCAGACAACGAUUUCAAUAACUUUUCUGCGAUUAGAACGUUGUUUGAAGGUCGGCUUAACUGUUUCACUUAA